Pseudopipra pipra is the source of this 843-nucleotide messenger RNA. RefSeq names its product ciliary rootlet coiled-coil protein 2-like. The record is from RefSeq and is a predicted model, not a curated record. The transcript has 2 exons. Bases 206 to 718 code for a protein of 170 amino acids. Lineage: Eukaryota; Metazoa; Chordata; Aves; Passeriformes; Pipridae.
AGCAGUCAGUAGCAGAGCUGACAGGGGCUCAGAGUCAGCUGAGCACAGAAAUAGCAGAUCUCCAUCUUGCGGCAGUGAAGAUGGGUGGCAUCGGUGGGGCUCUUGCACUCGUUGUGUUCACCUGAACCAGCGUGUGCUGCAGCUGGAGCAAGAGAAGGAAGUUCCAUCAGCUGAAGUGGACAAGACGGAGAGAACAAAGAUCCCUAUGGCAAAGAAGAUGAACUUGCGUGAAAGAGGAAACAAAGGGAUCUGUGCAAAGAAGACCUACUUGGAGCAGCUGCUGGAGGAGGCAGAGGAGAAACAGGAGGAGCUGCGGGUGGAUCUGCUGAUCAUGGCUGAUGAGAAGGCAGAAAUCCAAGAGCAACUCCAGAAAGCAGAGGAGAAACAGGAGGAGCUGUGGGUGGAUCUGCUGAUCAUGGCUGACGAGAAGGCAGAACUCCAAGAGCAACUCUGGGAAACAGAGGAGAAGCAGGAGGAGCUGCAGGUGGAUCUGAUGAUGAUGGCAGAGGAGAAGGCAGAAAUGCAAGAGCAAGUCCAUCAGGUGAGACCAAAAAGCUGGUGCAUCCAGGUGGGCAUCUGGCUUCUUGGCUCAGUGAAGCUGUAUCUGUUGGACCGGGCAGUGCCCUUGUCAAAGGGCCAUGUGGUAGUACUGGAGGUCAGAAGGCUUUUUUUACUCCUUUCUGCAGACCUGUGGAUGGCUUGCAUAGCUGUUCUGUAGUUCUCUGAGUCGUCCUCUGCUUCUACAGAGCCUUUCAGCGCACCUGUCAGCGUUGGCCUCCUUUUUGGCUUUUGAUAUGCUGCAAAGAGAAGAUUGUGUUGUGCAUGAAUCUGUGGGGGGCUAUU